This is a messenger RNA of Daucus carota subsp. sativus, 744 nucleotides long. Its product is annotated as late embryogenesis abundant protein At5g17165. Lineage: Eukaryota; Viridiplantae; Streptophyta; Magnoliopsida; Apiales; Apiaceae. The transcript is spliced from 2 exons. Bases 35 to 499 code for a protein of 154 amino acids. The record is from RefSeq and is a predicted model, not a curated record.
GUGGUGUUUACUUAAGUAUAUAAAUAGGCAAGAAAUGUGUGCAGGGAACAAUAGCAAUAUCACUCCCUCUUUGUUUUUCUCUCUCUACUUAUCCACCAUUUCUCUCUCUAAAACUUACUUAUAUCUUUGUAUGGCCGCUGCUAAUUCACAAGCUCGAGGACUCAUCGGUGCCGGCAAGCGUUUCAUCGGCCAGAUCCGCGCCGAUCCGACCAAACCACUCUCCCUCACCACCAGGAGGGCAGUGCAUCAGUCUGUGUAUGAUAAGAACGUUGAUGAUCACGUUCGUCCAGCAUUUGUCCCGGACGAAGUGACUCAGCGCCAAUCUGACCACUACUGGGCUCCCCACCCGAAAACAGGUGUGUUUGGCCCGGCUAGCGAGGAGAACCCAGAUGCAGGCUCAAACACCUCGCCGUACGGAGCAAGUGCAGAGUCUGUGUUGGAGCAGAAGGCCUUCUUCCGCCCAAUGGAGGAUUUGGACAAGCCACUUCCAGAUAACUAAUCUGGAAAGUAAAGAUGUUGACAUGUGUUGGUCAGAAGACUGUCAAAGAACUAUGAUAGUAACAUAGUCUUUUUAAGAAUUCUGAUUUAGUAUGUCAUAUAAAUAUGUACCGCAGCAGAAUAAGACCCCUUUCAUGUCUAUAACGUUGUCAGUGUGGUGUGAUGAGAUAUUAGAUGCUAUGGAUUUAUAUUACCGGUUUAUCUAAGUAUGGUCGGAUGUCAGUUUCUGCCAUGGUUUUCUUAUUA